Molecule: messenger RNA, 585 nt
Organism: Mycena citricolor
Lineage: Eukaryota; Fungi; Basidiomycota; Agaricomycetes; Agaricales; Mycenaceae
Source: the annotation of a GenBank genome assembly
UUACAUCCCUCACAGCGCAUCGAUCUCCCUCCCCACUCUACCUGCAGUGUGAAUUCUGCUCGCGACUCGUCUGAUCGCGCCCACCCUCGUUUGAUACUACUCAUCCUCCAAUGCAAUUCACCUUGAAGCUCGCAUUUGUAUAUCUCCUGGCCGGUGUUCUCGCGAACACGGUGUGCGCCGCGCCGGUCAAUGUGGCGGCCCGUACUAUCGACGAUGUUGAUGCCACGGCCGCAUCUCAGGAGAUCGAAGAACGUGGCUGCCGCUUGCGUUACUGCAUCUGAGGAUGGGGAUCCAGACAUCAAUCAUGCUCCUUUCCUCCCGAGUCCCAUGCAGCUAGCUGGCUAUGCGCCAGCAACUUCAAUGUCUCUCUUCAUGUUGCGCCUCACUCCUCAUCCCACCUCAUCCCACUACUGCCACAUGUCCCUGCCCCCACUCCCCAACAUUUGUCCGGAAGUAGUUUUCCCGGAGUUUAUUGUAUCGCUAGCGCCUCCGAUCUCCCAUAAGACCUUCCUUGCAAGGGGGGCCAAUCUUUCACUGCACCGCUGCUGCUGCCGUCUUCAUUACCUAUUACUUAGCUUCUUCACU